AUGGCGGCUUCGUCACAGCUCACUUACAGCGCCCCCUGUAAAUAUCUGGGAAGCAUUGGACCACUCCCCUUGUUUCAGCGAGUCAUUCCCGUCCACAGCUGGCCCACGAUGGACACGUCUCCCUUGAAAAACCUCCUUGUGGGCCGUUUAAUGCCAGAGAAAUGCUACGAGGAGCUUUUUGUCCGCUUGCAUUUGCACGGUCCCUGUCUAAAGUUUGUGUUGAACAAAAUUGUCGGAUUUUGGAUCAUACUGGACACAUUUUUGGCACAGUUCCCUCAGCUGCUGAAGCUGCUGUGGAGAGGAAGUGCAGAAGGCCUGAGUCUGACCGCCUUCCUGCUGCAGCUCUAUGCUUUGUCAUGUCCGGUCGUCUACGCUGCAGCCAACAACUUCCCGUUCUUUGCCUGGGCUGAGAGGCUCUUCACUUCGGCUCAGACAGCAACCAUCAUCUUCCUCAUCCUGCAUUAUCGCGGUGAAACCCUCAAAGGAUUUCUACUGCUCUUGGGUUUUGGUGGCGUAAUCCUCCUCCUGGUUUCGUUUGCGGCUGCGGCCGUCAUCAGACUGGUGUACACCUCCACUUUGGCAGCUUUCAUUUUAAGCAAGGUUGUGCAAAUUGUGACAAACUACCAGGAUGGCCACACAGGGCAGCUGUCCAGCCUGUCAGCGUUACUGUCAUGUACAGGUGCCCUUGGUGCUGCCAUUGUUUCCGUACAGGAGAGCGGAGGAUCUUUCACUACUUUGUCUCACAUCCUGUCCACGUGUCUCAGCUUUGUCCUAAUGGCUCAGAUCGUCUGCUACAGGAGGAGCACUGGCUCUGCUGCCAAGAAGACAGAUUAGCUUCAGAGGCAGCAAGUUUUUCUAUCACUAAGAUACUGAUGUAUGAAUGAUUUUAAUAAUAUGUAGUUGUUGUGCAACAAUGUGUGAAGGAUAUUUCCUCUCUAAUAUAAGGCGCAUGUUGUGUUUAUUAUUA
This is a messenger RNA of Gambusia affinis (western mosquitofish), 967 nucleotides long. RefSeq names its product mannose-P-dolichol utilization defect 1 protein-like. The transcript is spliced from 8 exons. The record is from RefSeq and is a predicted model, not a curated record. NCBI's taxonomy places the organism in Eukaryota, Metazoa, Chordata, Actinopteri, Cyprinodontiformes, Poeciliidae. Bases 1 to 834 code for a protein of 277 amino acids. Gene Ontology annotation, biological process: oligosaccharide biosynthetic process.